CCCACAUGCAUCGCGAUGUCACUUCCUGCAGUUGGAACUGAAGCAAUCUUUGCAAAUUCUCUUGAGGAGGUUCAAAGGUUCUUCUACUUGAAGCACCCUGCCAAUCAUCUCAUCUUCAAUGUCUGCUCUGAAAGAUCUUAUGAUGCCAGGUUGUUUGGAAACAGAGUGGAAAGGAUUCCGACAGUGAAUCAUAAUCCUCCCCUCCUCUCGCAGAUUGUUUCCUUCCUGGAGCACACGGCAUCGUAUCUCGAAGAUGACUCAAAUCACGUGGUUGCGGUCCACUGCAGGAACGGAAAGGGGAGGACAGCUGUGAUGGUUUGUGCCUGGCUGGUUUACUGCAAAUUCUCUCCGAAUGUCAACGAUGCCAUGGAGUGGUUCGCAUGGAAACGACUUAGG
Guillardia theta CCMP2712 is the source of this 396-nucleotide messenger RNA. RefSeq lists its product as hypothetical. The record is from RefSeq and is a predicted model, not a curated record. Gene Ontology annotation, cellular component: cytosol. Gene Ontology annotation, biological process: dephosphorylation. NCBI's taxonomy places the organism in Eukaryota, Cryptophyceae, Pyrenomonadales, Geminigeraceae. Gene Ontology annotation, molecular function: phosphatidylinositol-3,4,5-trisphosphate 3-phosphatase activity. The transcript has a single exon. The annotation marks the transcript as partial.